This is a messenger RNA of Pomacea canaliculata, 821 nucleotides long. Its product is annotated as arylsulfatase B-like. The record is from RefSeq and is a predicted model, not a curated record. The transcript has 3 exons. Bases 9 to 821 code for a protein of 270 amino acids. NCBI's taxonomy places the organism in Eukaryota, Metazoa, Mollusca, Gastropoda, Architaenioglossa, Ampullariidae.
CGUAUAAAAUGGGUAUUCAUGACGACGGAUUUGAGGGUCUUAUGAACGCCUCCGUGCAGCUGCACAAGAAGAUGUUGCUGCAGACUCUGAAGGAAUACAAUUACAGCACGCACAUGGUGGGCAAGUGGCACCUGGGAUUUUGCCGGAGGGAAAUGACACCUCUUGGCAGAGGGUUCGACACCUUCUACGGCAUGUACAACGGCGCCACAGACCAUUACACACACACCACUGGUUCGAACGGCUACGACCUGACAAUCUGGGAAGGAGGAACCAAAGUCACAAGUUUCCUCUACAGCAAGACCCUGCUGAAGGGCAACAGAGUGUACAACGGCAUUGCUCACGCUACUGACUGGUACCCGACUCUGGAACGAGUGGCCGGGGGUAACGGGACCAUUGAGGGUAUAGACGGCCUUAACCUUUGGGACAGCAUCUCCAAAAACAGAGAGAGUCCACGGCAGGAGUUUGUCUACGACCUCAGCGACAUCACAAAUCGUUCUACAAUGCGUUACAAAAAUUACAAGCUGACGUGGAACAGGCCAGGAGCACCAGACCUCUCCGGCUGGUACUAUCCUCCGCUUGGUGUAGAGCAGCCUCCGACCCCGAAAUACUCCUCCAAGGUGUACACGCUGUUUGACCUCGCCACUGACCCCACGGCGACGACGGACAUCAGCAAUCGGUCAGACGUGAGGAGUGUCUUCACGUACAUGAAGAAGAAACUGUAUGAGCUCAGGCUCAACAUGCCUCCCUCUAUGCUGCCGACCAGAGUGAAUGCUGGGAAACCAGAGAACUGGGGCGGAGCCUGGACAACCGGAUGGUGCUGA